Molecule: messenger RNA, 2253 nt
Organism: Helianthus annuus (common sunflower)
Lineage: Eukaryota; Viridiplantae; Streptophyta; Magnoliopsida; Asterales; Asteraceae
Exons: 5
Coding region: 1-2253 (750 amino acids)
Biological process (GO): regulation of DNA-templated transcription
Source: RefSeq, a predicted model, not a curated record
AUGAACCUUUUUUUUGAGGUAUUUGGGUCACUUGAAGAAUUGAAAAAUUGGGUAUACAAAAGAGAAGUUGCGAAAGGUUACGUCAUUGUCACCCAACGAACAAGGAAAAAAGGCGAAGGGAAACUAGACUCAAGUAGUGGUAGUUGGAGCCUUGUGGAGAAGAAAAACGUUCACAACCAUGAGCCUGCUGAAUAUCUCGAGGGCCACGCGUUUGCUAGAAGGCUGACCCCAGACGAAGAAUCACUGGUGGAGAGACUUUAUCUGCAAAACAUGGAGCCUACAAAUAUACAUUUAACCAUAAGAAAUCAGUACCCACAUAGCGUGUGCAUUCUACAAGAUGUACAAAAUGUGAUUAAAAAGAUUAAACGAAAAAUGUACGGCGAUCGAACUCCAAUGCAGAUAUUGGAGAGCAUGUUGCAAGAAGAAAGGUACGUUUAUUUCACUAGAGUGAAUCCCUCCACAAACGCGGUCGAGGAGGUUUUUUUCGUUCAUCCGGACUCGUACAACAUGUGGCGUGCAUUCCCACAUGUGUUGAUGAUUGAUGCUACCUACAAGACGAAUGAGUAUAAGCUUCCGUUUAUUCAAGUUGUGGGUGUGACAUCAACACACAAGUCUUUUUGUGUAGCUCAUGCAUUUGUCUCUAAAGAAAAAAAAAAAGAUAACUUCUUAUGGGUCCUGGAGAAGCUCAAAGAAUUGUUGGUAGAUUGCAUGGAGCCACGUGUAAUUGUAACAGAUAGGGAUCAAGCUUUGAUGAAUGCUUGCGAUAAAGUAUUCCCAAAAGCUUCCAAAUUGCUAUGUAGGUGGCACAUCUCACAGAAUAUUCUAAAACACUGUCGGGCAAAAUUUACGGAUGAAGACUGGAAAAUAUUCAAGCUGUCUUGGUCUCGACUGUGUAAUUCUCCCAUUCCGACGAUAUACAAUUAUAACUUUCAGCGGCUUUUCACGCGACUGGUUAAUGACGGACUAUCAGAUGUUCUAGAUUAUUUGUAUGAUGUGUGGCUGAAAGAUUAUAAAGAAAAGUUCGUUUCAGCUUGGACUAACACAGUCCACAAUUUUGGUCAACAUACAACCAACAGAGUUGAAAGCCAGCAUUCUAAGUUUAAGAGAUACAUUAAAGGGCCAAACAACUCGCUCCAUAGACUUGUGUGUCUUGUUGGCAAAGUUGUAGAGUCACAAAAGAUACAAAUAAAAGUUAGUUUUGAGGAGAGCAGGUCUGUGCAAAUGGGGGACCACAGAUUUCCAUUUUUUGACAACCUACGCGGUAAUGUUUCCCAAAAAGCCUUAGAGUUAUUGGUUGUCGAGAGGAAGAAGCUAAAUGUGUUGAGGGCCGGAGGGGGGACUUGUGGCCACCAGCUUUCUACGGGUUGUGGGUUGCCAUGUGCUUGUCAGAUGGAGUGGUGGGAAAAUACAGGUUGCAAAAUUCCACUUGCCGCGAUAGAUAAAUUCUGGACAAAACUUGAUUUUUCGACAGAAGAACUUAAUCAAGACGAGUGUAAUAUUCAGGCGGAAAUGGAUAAACUCACACAGCAACUACAUACGCAGCCACCUCUAGUGUUAAAAAGUAUGUUGUCGAAGAUGAAAGCGGUGUUAAAUCCAAGUAUGACUGACCAUCAACCGCCUGAGGUACAACAAGAUACGCGGGGCCGCCCAACUACGAAAGCAAAACAACAAAAGAAUGAAGACCUUGCGAGACGUAAAGAUAAACAACCCGAAUCACAGAGGAACGACUACACUCAAAGCCAAAUGUACAAAAACGUGAUCGAGCGUUUUAAGGAUUGGCUUCCAUCUAGCUAUCGGAGAUACAUAACACAUAUCGAAGAUGCCCAGCCGGACGGUAACUGUGGGUUUCGAUCCAUAGCUAUGGGUUUGGGGUAUGACCAGAAAGAGUGGAAGUGGGUCCGCCAAGAGCUACUCAACGAGAUGUUCAUUAACAAAAAGCGUUGGGGCCAUAUACUCAAAUCAUUGGACAAGGGAUGUUACGAAAAUGUUUAUCGAUCGAUAAAUUGGUUAAAUGUUGAACCUGCACCUAUGGCAUGUUGGAUGUGGUUGCCCUACACAGGGUUGUUGGUGGCUCAAAAAAUUUGGGGUGAUUGUUCAACAUUUAAGCAAUGGUGUUUGUCAAACUUACUUGCCGAUGUUCGAUGGACCGCAGGUUUACCCGAUGCCAGUACCAAAUGGACUUUGGAAUAUAUACCGAAGUAUGGAAGCUAUGGAAUGGGAGACAAUGUACAUGUCUCGUAUUGCACAGGGUAG